This is a messenger RNA of Centruroides sculpturatus (bark scorpion), 534 nucleotides long. Its product is annotated as craniofacial development protein 2-like. The transcript has a single exon. Bases 1 to 534 code for a protein of 177 amino acids. The record is from RefSeq and is a predicted model, not a curated record. Lineage: Eukaryota; Metazoa; Arthropoda; Arachnida; Scorpiones; Buthidae.
AUGAACAUACUCUGUGUCAGUGAGACGAAAUGGCCCAACAGUGAUUGGAUAAAAAGCAAUGACACAUAUGACUUUGUUUUCUCUGGAGGAGACCAUCACGAAAGAAGUGUCGGAAUACUCAUCAAGAAAGACAUCAGAAAAGCUGUCGAUGGAGUAGCAGCAAUAUCAGAUCGCAUUCUUUACCUGCGCAUAGCAUCAUACCCCAUGGCUAUAAGCAUUAUUCAAGUAUACACAUCUACAGAAGCUGCCCCGGAAGAUGUCAUAAACGAAUUCUAUGAACAGCUUGAGAAGACACUCAGACUUGCAAAAAGAGGGGACGUCAAAAUAAUAAUGGGCGACUUCGAUGCUAAAGUUGGAAAAGGCAGAGUAACUGACACAGUAGGCAACUAUGGACUAGGUGAAAGAAACGAAGUUGGUGAUAACUUGUUGAAUUUGCAGAACGCCAUGACCUAUGUAUCACAAACACAUGGUACAAACAACAUCUGCAAAGACUGUACACAUGGAAAAGUCCUCAAGACAGAGAAAACAGAAUAG